CGCCUCCCCAGCCUUCUCUAUUCUCCCCCUCCCUCUCCGUCACGUCGCCCUCCCCUCUGACGAGCGGGCCCCGCCUGUCAUCCUCCCCUCCCCGCCGCCGCUCGCCGGACGGCAGGGCGCCGGGUGCCUCUUCACUUCCACCACCUCAGCCUCCGCCUCCGCCGCGGCCGCCGCCGAUCCGAGCCGGCCGAUCCGGUCCUCGCGCCGAUCGCCUCCUCCUCCUCGUCCUCCUAGGGUUUCGCCCCCCCCCCUCCUCGCUCCUCGCGGCUCCUCGGAGGCGGCCCUAGAGAUCCGAUCUCCCCGACGUCGGUGCUCGGUUCCCUCUUAGGAGAUUGGUAUCUCUCGAUUUAGCCCGAGGAAUUAGAGGCGUGUCCCAGCGAGGGAGCUAGCUCGCGGGGAGAAGGGGCCAUGGCCUCGAGCCUGCUCACAACGGACAGGAGGUGGGCUGCUCCUCCUGCAAGGAAAUCUGGCAUGACUGUUCUAGGAAGGGUCCCAAAACCCAUUAAUUUACCGAGUCAGAGGUUGGAAAACAAUGGUCUUGAUCCCAAUCUGGAAAUUGUUCCAAAGGGCACCCUCACAUGGGGCAGCAAACUGACACCUACAGCCCCAAAUGCAUGGGGUUCCUCGUCAAUUCUGUCAAUCAAGAUUGAUGGAAGUUCCAGUUCAUCCAGCCACCUCAAUGGCCGGCCUUCUUCUGGGGGAGGCUCAAGGCCAUCAACAGCUGGAAGUGAAUCCCUUGGUUCACCCAACGCUUGGGGUCCGAAUUCUCGGCCAUCUUCGGCAUCAGGCACAUUGCCAUCACCUCAUUUACCAAUAGCCACAAACCGUCCCCGAAGUGCGGAAACAAGACCAGGAAGUUCACAGCUUUCUCGAUUCGCCGAUAAUGCUUCAGAGAAUGUGAAAGCAUCAAUGAGGACUAUUGACAGAUUGGGAUCUUCAUCACAUGGGCAUGGGUUCACUCUAAGUACUGGUGAUUUCCCAACACUUGGCUCUGAAAAAUGCUCUGAAUUAAACAGUCAACGAGGCCAUAGUUCGAAAGGACGCCCGACUUCUAGUUCGGGUAAAGAGGCAUCGCAAAAUGAACAAGGGAAGAGUCUAACAGCUGGAUCUGUUGAGGUAAUUUCACCACCCAAUAAUCAGCCUGCGGAUAUCAUGAAGACAGAGCAGCAUGUACAUACUGGAGGUGCUUCUCUCUCCGCCACAAGUCUGCCAAAUGUAGGCCAGCAGCCACAGCCAUACCCUCCUAAUUUCCGUAUGCCUCCUCCACAGUUUGAUUCAUGGCGUCCAUCUCCUGGUCACCCACCUGAGGGAAUGUGGCAUAGAGGACCAGCAUCAGGUGGCCCAUACAGACCUGUAGGCCCCCCUGGCAGUUUCCCUGUCGAACCAUUUGGUUAUUAUGGUCAGUUCCCACCCAACUCUGAAGCAGCAGCAAGGCAGGGAUCAGGGCAUGGUGGAUAUCACCCUAAGAAUGGAGAUGCAUAUCAUCCUAUGCCUCCUAAUUCCUAUAUUAUGAACCAACCUGUUAUUCCAGUUAGACCAGUUUACCAGGGCCCAGUGCCUUAUGAUGGAUAUUAUGGUCCUCGAGCGAAUUUCAAUAAUGCCAAUGUGGGAGAUCCACAUUUCGUUGGAGGUCCUCAUCAACCAGGAAUAUUGAAUCAAUUCCCAAAUCUGAAUGACAAGUUCCACCCUGGACAUUCUCAGAACAGACCAGGCAAACACGAAUCUGUUCCUAGGGAGCAGCUGGAAUCUGAUAAAGUACAUGUGUUCCGUCGAGGACAGCCUAGGAUUUUGCAUGAUAACCCUGAUCGCAUAGGAGGUACCCAUGAAGUGGAAAGGAAUACUCAGCCAGCACCACCACUUCUUCCACAUCCUGAUGGAAACUGGACUGAUGUGAACAUGAGGACAGGUAUAAGGGAUACCUUUAGUGAAAGAAACAGGGUGCUUACAAAGUCAGUGACUGACCAGAGAAGUCCAGCUGCUACAGACCAUUUAUCUGUUCUUGGAAAUGCACACCCCAGGGAAACUGGUGAUGGCACUCUGCGCAAGAAAUUCAAGGAGGAUAAUUUAGUUACACUUGAUCAGCAACCUGUCAUUAAGAAGAAUGCAGCUUUAAUAGAGAAAAUUGAGAGUUUAAACAACAAAGCUAGAAAUGUUGAUGCACGCAAUGUCCCAGAAUCAGCUUCAUCCAAGGAAUUCAAGGAGAAACAUCAAAAAAGCAUUGAUUCAAAGGCAGAUCAAGUGAUGAAAGAUGUUUCAUCAACUGCUGUCAUUGCUGGUAUUGCUUCUGCUUCUGACCAGAAGGCUUCUGUUUCUCAAAUUUCUCCUGUGCUGCAGGGACAACCAAAUGUGCCUACUUAUGGCCCAGUUGUUGGACCGUCACAUUCACAGUUAACUGAACUCAGCAAAGGUGGAAAGAUUGGUGAUUCAAUUGAUGCUUGUGUGCAUAGGAGAGGUGAUUCUUCAAGAAACAGUCACCAUGGUUCUUCUAAAGACAGGUCAGAUAACAAGUUUGCAGGCCAUGGACGGGGAGAAAGUUACGCAACUGACUCUUUACCAGUAGUUGAUUUGAGGAAUAGUCAGCAUGAACAACCACCUGAGAGUGCUUCACAGUUGCCACCUGUGACAGUAACUGAUGAUAUGCCAGCUACACCUGAUUACGAGUCUCAGCGUGCAAAAAUGAGGGAGUUGGCUGCACAACGUGCAAAGAAGUUGCAAGCUGAGGAGGAGGAACGAAUAAAGAACCAAAAAGCAAAAGCUCUUGCGAAGUUGGAAGAACUGAACAGGCGUUCAUCAGUGCUUCAGAAGAAUCCAAAUGACACGACAGAAGAAACUGAUGAUGUGCAUAAUGAGCAAAAGGCUGGACUUGAUGUGACUGCUAAACUUGCCAAUUCAACUGCUGAACUACGUGAUGUUACUGCAUCCGAUAGUCUUACUGCUCUUCAGCCUCGUGAUCCCAAGCAUAUUGUUCCUGCACAGCCCCAGUCUGCUACACUAUCACAUACUGCAGAUGUUGGUAAAGAUCCUGCUGCUCAUGCCACCUCAUCUUCAGCCAGGAACGCACAGAGCAACAUGGAGCAUGUUGCACAGAAAAGUAUCUCACAAUCUCAUAGCAUCAGUGUUCCAAAGCCUAAACAGGGAUACAGAAAAAGGCAUGUUGUUUCAGAGGAGAAAAUCCCUGACGAGAAGCCAAUCGUUCCAGUAAGCCCUGCAAAUGCUAGGAAACAUGUUGACGCUUCUUUUGACACAGCAGUAGCUGUUGUUACACCACAUGGUGAUCCCCCAGCCCAAAACAAGAAGGGUGCCCGGCAUUCAAGAAAUAAGAAAAAGGUGGAUGAUGCUCCAGUUACUUUGAAAUAUGCACCGGUGGUGUUUAAUGAGCAGAAUGCAGUGAAAGUCUCUAGUGAGCCAAAGACACAAACUGGUGGUGUUAUUAUCAGUAGCUCAAUAGUUCCCACCGAAGGUACUAUUGUCACUGUGGGAAGUAUAACUGUGGGUGGAAUUUCACUAGCGCCUUUGAAUCAGGAGCGUGUGAAAUCACCAGAUGGAACACAGAAUUCAGAAAACAGUCGAUCAAGACCUCAGCAAGCAAGAAAAUCAGGAAAACAUCAGCCUGCUGUUCGGCCUGUUGAGAACCCACAUGGGAAUGAAGGCAUCGUGUGGGCACCAGUUAAUCCAUCAGGGCAUGAACAAUCAGACGGAGCCUUGCUGAACACAGCAGUAGCUGAACCUGCUCAACCAGCUGAGAAGAACUCCAAUGAUGGGGAGAAUGUUACAAGAACAAAGAGGGCUGAAAUGGAAAGAUAUGUACCUAAACCUCUGUCCAAAGAGCUUCAACAGCAGAAUCUGGGACAAAAUUUACAGUCAGAUAACAAGAGUCAUGGCAAGGAAGCAGUUGAGAAAUCCAGUAAUGCUAAAUUUGAUGCCGCAACCGAGCCCAAGAAAUCAGAGGACAAGAAAACUAGCAAGGGACAUGGGAAAUCUCAUCCUUCUUGGCGCAGAAGGAAUACAGAAGAAUCAGCUGUGGUGGUACCAAAUCCUGUUGAGCUAGCAUACAGCUCUCGUGAAUCAAAGGCUGUUCAGAAGUCCUCUGAUCAGAACAAGACACUGAAACCUGAUAAGCAAGAAGAUAAGCUCUUCAACUCCAAGGUUGCUGCUUCUGCUGAGAACAGUUCAGCUCCAGCUCAAGCAAUUCCAUUACCUGUCAGUGCUGCAAAAGAACAUAGUGCAACUAAUAGGCAAAGGCGGCAGCAUGUUAAGGCUCAAAGAAAUGAGGCAAGUAGCUACUCAAAUGAGAGCAAAGAUAGAGAAGGCAGGAAUGACUUCGUCUAUCAAUCAGCAACACCGGCCAUGGAUUCAAACUCAUCCGAUCACAGAAACAUGCCAAGAUCUGAUGUGAAGAACAGUGGGGUAGUUUCACAUUCUAAAGCGCAUUGGAAGCCAAAAUCCAACUUCCGUUCUCAUAGCAGCUCACAGGGCAAUAGUGAUGUUGAAGUGCAAAUGGAUUCCCAUGGAGGUAGGUUUGAGACGAACAGCUCCGAGGGGUUUGAUAGUACCACCCGUCAAGGCAGCAGUGAUGAAGCAACAAAAAGGAGCGGUGGCAUCGAUGAGAAGGAUGCUUUCAAAGAACAGGAGAACGUGCAGCAGGAAGAUGGUAACCAAAAGAGUGAGAGCCACGUUAGUGCAGAACAGCAGCAUGUUAAUCCUCCACUGCGCCACCAAGGCCACCACAACGGGAGAUACAACAGAGGAGGUGGUACACACAGGGGAAGGGGUUAUGAUGCUGGGAGGACAAGCCAUGGCACAAAUGCAGAAAGGCGGAGGGGUGGUACUCAUCUUGAGUACCAGCCAGUUGGAUCCUACAACAAACCCUCGGGCUUCCAGCAGAACCCAAGUGUUGACGAACGGACCGAGGUACCUCCCGCUUCAGGAUUAGAGUUCAGGGAGCGUGGCCACAACAGGGGGCCACGCCAUGGUCAUUUUGUCAAGCGAAACCCCACUUCAGAGCCAAACACUAAUUCUUACCAAGACGAAUAAUUUUCCAUCACUCCCACGACUGCUGAGCUGCAGGAACUCACUUUUGUCUGAUGUUUCACAACAGGUAGGUGAAUUUAUCUUUCUAGCCUGUACAGGGAGCAUGUCCAAUCUCAAUCCCCUCAUGGCUAACAUGUUCUGGGGCUAGCAGGUUGGACGCACUCAAGACGGCGGGUGUCCGUUGCCUACGGUGGUGGGUGGUAGGAUGUAAUGAUAAUGAUCUUUGUUCCCCAGGGCCGUUGGGCCCUCGCGUGUGAUUGUUUAUUGUUCUGAAGAACAUCCUUUGCUUCGGUGAGACGUGAUGUUAGAUUGUGUACUGACGGAGUUGGUUUUAAGACCUGGGUUUAAAUGCUGUUAGUAAUGUGCUAAUGGAAACAGCAGUGUUGUUUUUGCUCUA
Molecule: messenger RNA, 5428 nt
Organism: Phragmites australis (common reed)
Lineage: Eukaryota; Viridiplantae; Streptophyta; Magnoliopsida; Poales; Poaceae
Product: protein MODIFIER OF SNC1 1-like
Exons: 8
Coding region: 409-5034 (1541 amino acids)
Biological process (GO): epigenetic regulation of gene expression
Source: RefSeq, a predicted model, not a curated record